Messenger RNA from Engraulis encrasicolus (European anchovy), 3733 nucleotides. RefSeq names its product DnaJ heat shock protein family (Hsp40) member A1 (gene dnaja1). NCBI's taxonomy places the organism in Eukaryota, Metazoa, Chordata, Actinopteri, Clupeiformes, Engraulidae. Gene Ontology annotation, biological process: protein refolding; response to heat. The record is from RefSeq and is a predicted model, not a curated record. Bases 136 to 1371 code for a protein of 411 amino acids. The transcript is spliced from 9 exons. Gene Ontology annotation, molecular function: Hsp70 protein binding; ATP binding. Gene Ontology annotation, cellular component: cytoplasm; cytosol.
CAGACUCGGAUACGCUGAGAAAAAAGGGAAAAGGUCGUAUGCGGAGUCGCAGGUGGGUCAGAAAGAAGAUUCUGGAAAUCUGUCACCUCUUUUGUUUGCCAGCGUUGUACUGAACGAUCUAUUCCACAGGCUAAGAUGGUGAAGGAAACGGGAUAUUACGAUAUGCUGGGCGUGAAGCCCAGUGCCUCUCAAGAUGAAUUAAAGAAGGCUUAUCGUAAGCUGGCCUUGAAAUACCACCCGGACAAAAACCCCACUGAGGGGGAAAAGUUCAAGCAGAUCUCUCAGGCAUAUGAGGUGCUGUCCGACAGCCAGAAGAGGGAGGUGUAUGACCGAGGUGGAGAACAGGCUAUCAAAGAAGGAGGCAGUGGAGGUGGUGGAGGCAGAGGUGCCUUCAGGUCGCCCAUGGACAUCUUCGAUAUGUUCUUUGGUGGAGGAGGGAGAAUGCAUAAGGAAAAAAAAGGAAAAAACAUUGUCCAUCAGCUUACUGUGUCUUUGGAGGAGUUGUAUAAUGGAAGCACAAGGAAGCUAGCUGUCCAGAAGAAUGUAAUCUGUGAAAGAUGUGAAGGCCGUGGGGGUAGAAAAGGAGCCCUGGAGGUAUGUGCCAUGUGCCGUGGCUCUGGCGUCCAGGUGCAGCUGCACCAGCUAGGGUUCGUUAUGUUGCAGCAGGUCUCUGCUGUGUGUGGUGCAUGCCAAGGCCAAGGCCAGCGCAUGAGUCACAGAGAUCGCUGUAAAACCUGUGUUGGGCGAAAGAUCCUCCGUCAAAAGAAGAUCUUAGACGUCCAUAUUGAUAAAGGAAUGAAAGAUGGACAGAAGGUGGUGUUUCAUGGAGAAGGGGAUCAAGAGCCGGGAUUGGAACCAGGUGACAUUAUAAUAGUGUUGGAUCAAAGGGAACACCCUGUGUUCACCAGACAAGGAGAGGACCUGGUUAUGGCUAUGGAGCUGCAGCUUGUGGAGGCUCUUUGUGGGUUUCAGAAACCUGUGCAGACACUGGACAACAGGACUCUUCUGGUCACGUCCCAUCCAGGAGAAUUGAUCAAGCCAGGCAAUGUGAAGUGUGUCCUGAAUGAGGGAAUGCCUCUACACCGCCGUCCUUAUGAGAAAGGCCGCCUCAUUAUUAAUUUCACAGUGGUGUUUCCGGUGGAAAACUUUCUACCCUUAAACAAGUUGAAGGAGCUGGAGCGCUAUCUGCCUGCGAAACAAGAAGCCGAUGAGCCCGAGGCCAUGGACCAUGACCUGUACAUCUGUGCUGAUCUGGAGGACUGUGACAUGGCUCGGGAGCGCCGGCACCAGCGGCACUACUACUACGUGGAGGACGAUGACGACUUCUACCCAGGUGGUGGAGGAGGAGGCGUGCAGUGUCAGACAUCGUAGGUCCCCUGCGUCGUCUUGCCAGCAUUCACACAACUCCCAGCACAGCACAUCUCUGUGAAGCCCCCCCCCGCCCCCCAGCCCUGCUCCUCUCUUAGGCCACCUGGAGUGCUAUGACCUGAAAGGUGUGUCAGACCUGACCUUGACUCAUCCAGCCAUUCUAACAUGCCGGUGUCAUUUUAUUUUCCUUGGAACAGUUCAGAUGACUGGUUCUGUAGUGUGAUAAAAGGUAUGGAAACCGUCAAGUUAAACCUUACUCACUCACUGGUGUGAGACAUCUGAAUAGCCAUGCUGCCUGUCACUGAUGGAAUGAAAUUAACUGCAGUAGUCCUUGACUAAGAAAAGACAUUGUGUUGCGAUUCAUUUUUUUUUUAAUGCAAAACCAAUUAAUUUUGUAAAUGCAAACCUGUUCAGCAGGUCAAAUUAUUAGUUCCACUCUGUGUGCAAUACAUUCUUUUCUCCCUUCUGCAUUUCCCCUUUUUUUGUGUUGUGGUGCCAUUCCCGGCUCAUGUACCAGUGAUGAAUUGGGCAUAAGCUUCCUCGUGUACCUGUUCAUGGUAAAGUAUCUUACCCUUCUCACCCAUAUGUCCAUGAGAGACCUAGUGCCAGAGACCUAGUUUGCCUGCCUUUCAACGCAUGGCGUUUAAGGGGGCUUGCGUAGUCCACACAUCCGACCUAAUGCAUAUGCUUCCACAAGUCUCUACACAUCAUUGCGUUUUGGUCAGCAUUAUGUAUGGACGCAAAUGCAUCCUCUUGGGGGGUGAAUAACGCACGUUAAAGGACAUUGGCUUGUGUUGAUGGCGUUGUAAACCCCCUAAGUUUGGGCAGGCUAUAGUCUGAAAUGAGCCUUCUAGCUGUUCAUUAAGAAUUCCUGGUGUAUAUUCACAACAUAGUGAUGUGCUAGGCAUAAACACUAUCUGGAAUAGCCUGCUUUUUUUUUUAAGAAAAGGAAAAUGUGUCCCCUUUCAGCAGAAUUUCCCUGGUGUGGGCCAUAGAAAUGCAUCCUUACUUUUUAAUCAUACUUCCUUGGUUAAAGCAUAUUCAUAACGCUGAAUAUAAUUCAUAUUACUGCUGAUCAAAGAUGUGAAUUAUUCAAUGGCAAGACAAACUAAUUUACAGUUGUUGCCUGUAGGGUUUAUUUGGGCUUAAGUCCACACCCAAAGUUAACUGAAGGAGCGAUUUAAAAAAAAAAAAAAAAACACUGCUAUGACGCUGUGCUUGAGAAUUGGUAAUGGUGAAUGGCUGCACACAUGAGUACUGUAAAUUACCCAAUUUCCUGAAAAUCACCUCGCUUAGUCAUGUUGUAAAGUCAAUGUAUUUUGUAUAUUUUGCACCAACCAAUGACACAACUGUAGGGGUUGAAAUAGAAUAAUCCUGAACCAGUUGUGAUCCCACAUCAACAAUUUCUUCCUCAACAUUACCAUCACUUCAUCUCAUAUUAAUUAUAUUAGUAUAUAAUAUAUGCACAAACGACAGAAUAUAACUUGUACAGUGAGAGUAACCUAUUUCAUACACUUUUGGACCGCCUUACUCAGUUUAGCAUAAUUUAGCAUCCACCUUUUCUAGGAAGGCCAUCAGGCAAAUUCAAAGAAAGACAGGGCAGUGGUUUUGUAGUCUAAGGCUUGAGAAGAGUGUAGCCUUAAACAAACUGAUUUUGUAAGCCAAAUUGAUGUCAGUGCUCUUUUUUGCAGUGUUCAUUAAAACAAGGGCUUGGUGCCAUUAUGUGUUUGUCCAAUGUCCAGUGAAGUUCAAAUCACAGAGGUGGUCUUGUCUGACUGUGAUGGUUUUUCAGGCUUUGAAAUGUUGCAUUUGUUUGCACAUGGGUUAACAUUUAAAAUGUGAAUUCAUUCAUUUUGUGUCACGAAUAAUGCCCAAUGUGGUCUGUUGCCAAGUAGUCUUCAAAAUUCGUACGUAGAUGCAGACGUAAUUUUAACUUCCCCAUUUCCAUGUUUAUACAAUACCAUGCCUUGUGGACUGCUCCUUUGAAGUAUAUGAAUUUCUUUCUUCUCUAAGUCCAACAUUGGUUAAAAACAUUAUAAUAUUUAUCAUUUGGAUGAUUACCUCAGUUCAUUGUGCCUGCGCUGAAGCCUUACUGUUUGCGGUCACAAUUUUGAGAUGCUCAACGCAUCAAAUUGAAAAAAAGACAUUUUCUUAAAAUUGGAAAUGAAAUUAAUUGUUAGUAACAUGGCUUCGUACUGAAGUUACUUACACUUUAAAUGCAGGGCUGGUUAUGCUUCUUUUUCUAAUCCUAAAGCUGUGUCGUCUUUCAUAUGUGUACAUGUUAAUUUCAAUUCUGUUAGGACCAAUAACUUAUGCAUUUAUAUGUUUUUAUUUAUAAUUAAAUGAAUUUCUGUUUAUACUUGGA